Messenger RNA from Arvicola amphibius (Eurasian water vole), 1578 nucleotides. Its product is annotated as heterogeneous nuclear ribonucleoprotein A1-like. The coding region runs from base 1 to 1308 and encodes 435 amino acids. The transcript has 4 exons. Gene Ontology annotation, molecular function: RNA binding. NCBI's taxonomy places the organism in Eukaryota, Metazoa, Chordata, Mammalia, Rodentia, Cricetidae. The record is from RefSeq and is a predicted model, not a curated record.
AUGAAAUCAGAGGGCCAUGCUGAGCGAGCCCUGCCUUUACUGGCCCUGGGAAAGCUGGCCUUGCCUCCUGUUGAACAGGUGAUUCUUCAAGGUCCUCCUGAUGCCACAUGUGAGAAUGUCCACAGGGAAGCAGAAUCCAGAGCAAUUCUGAAACGCCAGCUAGAAGAGAAAGAAAAGCUGCUAGCCUCAGAGCAAGAGGAUGCGGCUGUUGCCAAGAGCAAACUAAGGGAACUCAACAAGGAGAUGGCUUCAGAAAAGGCCAAAGCUGCAGCUGGGGAGGCCAAGGUAAAAAAGCGGCUGGUAGCUCGGGAGCAGGAGAUUGCAGCUGGGCUCUCAUUCCCUGCCGUCCUGUCCAAGUCAGAGUCUCCCAAGGAGCCGGCACAGCUGCGGAAGCUCUUCGUUGGAGGGCUGAGCUUCGAAACCACCGAGAGUCUGAGGAGUCAUUUUGAGCAAUGGGGAACACUCACGGACUGCGUGGUCACGAGAGAUCCAAACACCAAACGAUCCAGGGGCUUUGGGUUUGUUACGUUCGCCACUGUGGAGGAAGCGGAUGCCGCUAUGAAUGCGAGACCCCAUAAGGUGGAUGGAAGAGUCGUGGAACCCAAGAGAGCUGUGUCGAGAGAGGAUUCUCAGAGACCGGGUGCCCACUUAACCGUGAAAAAGAUCUUCGUUGGUGGUAUUAAAGAAGACACGGAAGAACAUCACCUGAGAGAUUAUUUUGAGCAGUAUGGGAAGAUUGAAGUGAUUGAAAUCAUGACUGACAGAGGCAGUGGAAAAAAGAGAGGGUUUGCUUUUGUCACCUUUGAUGACCAUGACUCUGUGGACAAGAUUGUCAUUCAGAAAUACCAUACUGUGAACGGGCACAACUGUGAAGUAAGAAAAGCCCUCUCCAAGCAGGAGAUGGCUAGUGCUUCGUCCAGCCAAAGAGGUCGAAGUGGUUCUGGAAACUUCGGUGGUGGUCGUGGAGGCGGUGUUGGCGGCAAUGACAAUUUUGGUCGAGGGGGAAACUUCAGUGGUCGUGGUGGCUUCGGUGGCAGCCGUGGUGGUGGUGGAUACGGUGGCAGUGGGGAUGGCGAUAAUGGAUUCGGUAAUGAUGGAAGCAAUUUUGGAGGUGGUGGAAGCUACAAUGAUUUUGGCAAUUACAACAAUCAGUCUUCAAAUUUUGGACCAAUGAAAGGAGGAAACUUUGGAGGCAGAAGCUCUGGCCCUUAUGGUGGUGGAGGCCAGUACUUUGCUAAACCACGAAAUCAAGGUGGCUAUGGUGGUUCCAGCAGCAGCAGCAGCUAUGGCAGUGGCAGGAGGUUCUAAUUACAGCCAGGAAACAAAGCUUAGCAGGAGAGGAGAGCCAGAGAAGUGACAGGGAAGCUACAGGUUACAACAGAUUUGUGAACUCAGCCAAGCACAGUGGUGGCAGGGCCUAGCUGCUACAAAGAAGACAUGUUUUAGACAAUACUCAUGUGUAUGGGCAAAAAAACUCGAGGACUGUAUUUGUGACUAAUUGUAUAACAGGUUAUUUUAGUUUCUGUUCUGUGGAAAGUGUAAAGCAUUCCAACAAAGGGUUUUACUGUAGACCUCUUC